CAGAGAUAUUAUGGACUGCAACCUGCUGACUCUUUCCACACUCUGACACUCAACCUGUAGGAGUUGGAGCGCCGCUGAGUGAGACCCUGUUUUUUUUCUUUCUUCCCCCCUCUCUCUCUUUUUGUCAUCAACUCCGGGAGUGAAUGUGUCCGCUUCAGUAGAAUGGCUUCAACCAGAGGCGCAGUUCUGUUUGUGGAAGCGUGUCCACUGACCGAAGAGUAGCGGAGCGCUCAGAAUAAACUCUCACAUGGUGCACUUUAUCCUGGAGCAGCAAAGCGCGCUGCGGGGAGCAGAAAUGAAAGCGGGAGCGGUGCUAUUAUGCGCAUUUUCCUUUAGUGAGUAUUUCAAAUGGCUUGAUACGGGACUUCUGCCGUGCUUUUGAUCAAUCGUUUCGACUGAUAGCGCCGUUCUCGGGUGGACUUUGGCUACCAUUACGCGCGAUUCGCGUUCGGAGAGGCGACCGAAACUCCACGCCAGGCUCAGUCGGGGGACUCUGGAGAGCACAGCGGGGGACAACACCAUGACCAGCCGCCUGCUUGCCUUGGUCGGAGUGUGGUGGAGCGCUUACUACUGCACGUACGCGGCGGCGGGGAGUCACUACUCACAGGAGGGCACCGGCGAGGGGCAGCCGGGCUUCGUCCACCGGAGGCUGCGGACGCACGAGAAGAGGGAGAUGCAGAAGGAAAUCCUGUCCGUCCUGGGGCUGCCGCACAGACCGCGGCCGCAUCUGUCCCACGGAAAGUACAACUCCGCUCCGCUUUUCAUGCUGGACUUGUACAAAACUUUAUCGAGCGAGGAGAAACGCCAAGUGGAAGGCGCGCUGGAGAGACACCAGUCCGUUCCGGCCACCCAGAGCCCUCCUCUGGCAACGUAUCAAGAAACGGCCUUCCUGAACGACGCGGAUAUGGUGAUGAGCUUCGUUAACUUAGUGGAGUAUGACCGGGAGCUCUCUCUGCAACGGCGUCACCACAAGGAGUUUAAGUUCAACCUGUCGCAGAUCCCAGAGGGCGAGGCCAUCACGGCAGCCGAGUUCCGCCUUUACAAGGAGUGCGUGAGCCAAGCGUUUCGCAACGACACCUUCAUGCUCAAAGUCUACCAGGUGGUCAAGGAGCACCCUGACAGAGAGGCGGAUCUGUUCCUGCUGGAGUCCCGGAGGCUUUGGGCCGCUGAGGAAGGAUGGCUGGAGUUUGACAUCACGGCGACCAGCAACCUGUGGGUGAUGAGUCCGGUGCAUAACCUGGGUCUGCAGGUCAGCGUGGAGACCAGUAGCGGUCGGACCAUCAGCUGUAAAGACGCGGGCCUCGUGGGACGAGACGGCGCGCUGGAGAGGCAGCCUUUCAUGGUGGCGUUCUUUAAGGUCAGCGAGGUCCACAUCCGCUCCGCCCGUUCCGCCGGCGGGAAACGGCGGCACCAGAAUCGCAACCGCUCCACACAACCACAAGAGGCGUCCAGAGGGUCGGGCCAAACAGAUUACAACAGCAGCAAUCAGAAGACGGCGUGCAAGAGACACGAGCUGUAUGUUAGCUUCAGAGAGCUGGGCUGGCAGGACUGGAUCAUCGCCCCCGAAGGCUACGCCGCCAACUACUGUGAUGGAGAAUGUUCCUUCCCCCUGAAUGGACACAUGAAUGCCACCAACCACGCCAUCGUGCAAACGCUGGUGCACCUGAUGAACCCGGAGAACGUGCCGAAGCCUUGCUGCGCCCCCACCAAGCUCCACGCCAUCUCCGUCCUCUUCUUCGACGACAACUCCAACGUCAUCCUGAAGAAGUACAAGAACAUGGUGGUACGCGCCUGCGGCUGCCACUGACACCAGUGAGGACUGGUUGUACGCCGACGGACAAGGCUGAACUCAGUUGGACUCCAGUUGUUUUUUUUUUUUGUUUUUUUUUGUUUUGAGUUUUUUUUGCUGCCUGGAAGUCAGCAGCAUCUAGUUCAAUAAUCACAAACCGAAACUAUUAACAUGUCGACGACGAGGACGGGGAUCAAUACCAGACUGAGAGUUACAGGCGACUUCUCUCCAUUCCAGUGUUGAGCCAGCGUUGUCGUCGUUGGCGUCACGCUCCAGACUUCGCUUUCACGGACUUUGUGUGUCUGAGAAGAGUGUUUAGUUUGUAUAUUGUGUGUUUAUUGAAUCGCAGGAAGGCCUGACAGGCUGCCGUAACCGAUCUGUUGAUGGACCAGUCAGACUGCUGCUUUCAUUCCCCCAUCUCCUCUCUGAUGGAAAACACAGCGGAUCAAAUCUGAGGAGGCGUACGAAAGAUCAGUUUCCCCGCGACCGACUCAAACACCUGCUCAGCCUAUGCAUUUUUCCUCGCAAGCCAAAUUUACUUUCCCCAAAAUAUAAUUUGGAAGACCGAAGUGACCGCAUUCUGUUUUAGCAGCACGCUCCUCCAAAUAAUGCUCUCUGUGUCAAUAUUUGCCAGGCUCAGGCCGACAUGCCGUUCUCCGGGGCCGGUUUAACCCGAUCCAUGUUGUGGCCAAACUCGUGUUUUUCUACAAAAAGGACACAAAUUCAGCCCCUUUCGCCCUCCGACAUGCCACAAGUGGCCGUUUCUGUUUUGCCGCUCUCGCAAAGCUCACAAACGCGUCUAACCCCUUUACAAGAGAUUGUGGAAAAACAUUUGCAGAGACCAAAACGGUCCGCGUGACGAGUUCUUUUUCUUCUGCCACCCUGAGAGCAACAUUGUGCUCAGAUUUAGCUGCAGCAUCUUCCCCUCUCAGCGCGUUACUGUGAGCCUUAAAUAACGUGGAAUAUUUAAAAGAACAUAUCUGAACGAGAGAGAAAAAAAGAUGACUUGUAUCCGUACCAAUCAAAAUACCUUUUGUGCCUAACCAAUCUUAAAUAUUAUAUACCUCUGGAAAGCUGCUGUUUACAUUUGUGAUCCUGUUAAAACUUUUUUUUUUCUGUAAAUACGUGUACAUUUUCAGCUUAUUUAUUGC
Molecule: messenger RNA, 2940 nt
Organism: Poecilia reticulata (guppy)
Lineage: Eukaryota; Metazoa; Chordata; Actinopteri; Cyprinodontiformes; Poeciliidae
Gene: bmp6
Product: bone morphogenetic protein 6
Biological process (GO): BMP signaling pathway
Cellular component (GO): extracellular region
Molecular function (GO): cytokine activity; growth factor activity
Source: RefSeq, a predicted model, not a curated record